UGGUGAUGGGUUGCCCGGCGGUCGCCUGGUAACCGGCCGCGGAGGUCCUGGCUGCGCUAGCGCAGGCCGCGGAGGUCUGUGGGCCGGAGCUGACGCUGGGCUCUUUCUGUCUGUUCCGCGAUGGCAGCGGCAGUGGUCACGCCGUCGGGUUUGGAGGAUGGGGUGUCUCGGUCCCGCGGCGACGGGGCAGGGGAGGUGGUCGUGGAACGGGGCCCCGGCGCGGCCUACCACAUGUUCGUGGUGAUGGAGGACCUGGUGGAGAAGCUGAAGUUGCUCCGCUAUGAGGAGGAUCUCCUCCGGAAAAACAACCUGAAGCCCCCGUCCAGACACUAUUUUGCACUGCCUACCAAUCCUGGGGAACAGUUCUACAUGUUUUGCACUCUUGCUGCUUGGUUGAUUAAUAAAGCAGGACACCCCUUUGAGCAGCCUCAAGAAUAUGAUGACCCUAAUGCAACAAUCUCUAACAUAUUAUCUGAACUUCGAUCAUUCGGGAGAACUGCAGAUUUUCCUCCUUCAAAAUUAAAAUCGGGUUAUGGAGCGCAUGUAUGCUAUGUUCUUGACUGUUUAGCUGAAGAAGCAUUAAAAUAUAUUGGUUUCACUUGGAAAAGACCAACAUACCCAGUGGAAGAAUUAGAAGAAGAAACUGUUGCAGAAGAUGAUGCAGAAUUAACAUUAAAUAAAGUGGAUGAAGAAUUUGUGGAAGAGGAGACAGACAAUGAAGAAAACUUUAUUGAUCUCAGCGUUUUGAAGGCCCAGACCUAUCGCUUGGAUAUGAACGAGUCUGCCAAACAAGAAGAUAUUUUGGAAUCCACAACAGAUGCUGCAGAAUGGAGUCUAGAAGUGGAACGUGUACUACCACAACUGAAAGUCACGAUCAGGACUGACAAUAAGGAUUGGAGAAUCCAUGUUGACCAAAUGCACCAACACAAAAGUGGAAUUGAAUCUGCUCUAAAGGAGACCAAGGGAUUUUUGGACAAACUUCAUAAUGAAAUUAGCAGGACUCUGGAGAAGAUUGGCAGCCGAGAAAAGUACAUCAACAAUCAGCUUCAGCACUUGAUUCAGGAAUAUCGUGCAGCUCAAGCCCAGCUGAGUGAGGCAAGGGAGCGUUACCAGCAGGGAAACGGCGGAGUAACUGAAAGGACCAGACUCCUGUCUGAGGUUACAGAAGAGCUAGAAAAGGUAAAACAAGAAAUGGAAGAAAAAGGCAGCAGUAUGACUGAUGGUGCUCCUUUGGUGAAGAUUAAACAGAGCUUAACGAAGCUGAAGCAAGAAACUAUUCAGAUGGACAUUAGAAUCGGUGUUGUGGAACACACAUUACUCCAGUCAAAAUUGAAGGAGAAGUCCAACAUGACCAGGGACAUGCAUGCCACAAUCAUUCCAGAAUCUGCAAUAGGCUCUUAUUAAAACAUAUCAUUUUUCAUGCUUCUGAUUAGUUGGUUUUUUUAAUAUCAAAUCAUAUUUCAUGUUGCAUAGACUUCAAAACACAGUUACUCCUUUUAAAGCAUGUUGAACGGGUAUUUUUUACAUAUAUACACACAUAUUGUAUGUGUGUAUACGUACAAUGAUGAUUAUGGAUGGUCAAAGCCUUUCAAUUGAAUAUAAUAAAGUAAUGAAAAAUU
Messenger RNA from Eubalaena glacialis (North Atlantic right whale), 1619 nucleotides. It is a transcript of the gene IFT57, whose product is annotated as intraflagellar transport 57. Gene Ontology annotation, biological process: intraciliary transport; non-motile cilium assembly. Bases 121 to 1404 code for a protein of 427 amino acids. The record is from RefSeq and is a predicted model, not a curated record. Gene Ontology annotation, cellular component: intraciliary transport particle B; Golgi apparatus; centrosome. The transcript has 11 exons. Lineage: Eukaryota; Metazoa; Chordata; Mammalia; Artiodactyla; Balaenidae.